Molecule: messenger RNA, 1726 nt
Organism: Glycine soja
Lineage: Eukaryota; Viridiplantae; Streptophyta; Magnoliopsida; Fabales; Fabaceae
Product: conglutin alpha 3-like
Exons: 4
Coding region: 59-1669 (536 amino acids)
Molecular function (GO): nutrient reservoir activity
Source: RefSeq, a predicted model, not a curated record
CAUAAAUCACCACGUAGCAAUUCCUCCUUCGCUAUCCCUCGCAUCUGUUCAGUUCACCAUGUUUAACCAUUCUGCGCUCCAUUAUUAUUUUCUCCUCUUCUUCACGUGCACGUGCUUAGCACGACAGCAAUGCCAGUUCAAGCAGGAGUGCCAACUCGAUACCAUCCAUGCACUGAAACCUGACAACCUCAUCGAAUCCCAAGGUGGUGUCACAGAGACAUGGAACGCUAGCCACCCUGAGCUAUGUUGCGCUGGCGUCGCCUUUAUCAAGCGCACCAUCAACCCCAAUGGCCUUCACUUGCCAUCCUACGUUAAUUACCCCGAACUCCAUUUCGUACUCCAAGGUGAGGGAGUGUUGGGAAUUGUAAUUCCUGGUUGUGACGAAACUUUUGAAGAGCCACAACGGGAGAGGGAACAUGAUCGCCACCAGAAGGUUCGUUACCUGAAGCAGGGUGACAUAUUCGCAGUUCCACCUGGAAUUCCUUACUGGACCUACAACUACGCCAAUGUUUCUCUUGUUGUAAUUACCCUCCUUGACACUGCCAAUUUCGAAAACCAGCUUGAUCGUGUCCCCAGAAGAUUCUAUCUUGCUGGGAACCCAAAAGAAGAGCACCCUUGUGGACGCAAGCAAGAAGAAGGUAACAAUAUAAACAUGUUCGGUGGUUUCGACCCGCGGUUCUUAGCAGAAGCAUCGAACGUGAAGGUGGGGAUAACAAAGAAGCUUCAGUCACACAUAGGUGACCAAAUCAUAAAAGUGGAAAAAGGUCUUAGCAUUAUCAGGCCACCCUUGGAACACGAAGUUAGAGAAGCAGAAGUAGAAGAAAAACCCAAGACCCGAGAACACUGUGAAUGCCAAAAAGAAAGAAAACACAAAGAAGGAGAAGGAGAGGAAGAGGUGGUACAAGAGAAAGAAAUAAGAAAGCGCAAGCACCACAUAGGAGAACACGAGGGAUGUGGUGAAUGCGAAAAUAAAGAAGAGGAAGAGCAAAGUAGAAGCCGAGAACGCGGCGAGUGGCAUGAACAUAAAGGACAACAACAUGGAAAAGAAAAAGGAAGAGAGAGAUAUAAGGAAGGUGGUGAAGGGAGAGAGCGUAGCAAUGUGUUGGAAGAAAUCUUGUGCACUUUGAAGCUGCACGAGAACAUUGCUGACCCUUCACACGCCGACAUAUUCAACCCUAGAGCUGGUCGCGUACGCACCAUUAAUAGCUUGACCCUCCCCGUUCUCAAAUUGCUCCGUCUCAGCGCCCAAUGGGUUAAACUCUACAAGAGUGGUAUUUACGUGCCACACUGGAGCAUGAACGCAAACAGCGUGGCCUACGUGACGAGUGGAGGAGGGUGGGUUCAGGUGGUGAACUCCCAGGGAAAGUCGGUGUUCAGCGGCGCUGUUGGAAGGGGUCGAGUGGUGGUGGUGCCGCAGAACUUUGCGGUGGCGAUACAAGCCGGGAGGGAUGGGAUGGAGUACAUAGUUUUCAGAACAAACGACAGAGCCAUGAUGGGGACGCUGGUGGGGCCCACUUCGGCCAUCACUGCCAUCCCAGGAGAAGUGCUUGCGAAUGCUUUUGGGCUGAGCCCGGAGGAAGUGAGCGAGCUCAAGAAUAAUAGAAAGGAGGCUGUUUUGUCUAGCCCUGCUUCUCAUCACUCUCCAAAUCCCCUCAUUGUCACCAUGUAAUUAAUAAACUUAUGUUAAUGAUGUUUAUGUUAUAAAGAAACGCACUUUACUAUCAAA